ACUACCAACCCAUUGGAACUGACAUGGAGGGUCUGGAAUCACAGGUGUACAUCGCAACGUACCUGAGUACAGAUGUGUACGAAUGUACCAUCAACAACACCCCUAUUAUGAGGCGUUGUAACGACAAUUGGGUUAAUGCUACUCAAAUUUUGAAAUGUUGUAAUUUCCCCAAGGCAAAGAGAACAAAGAUCUUGGAAAAGGGAGUACAACAAGGUCUUCACGAGAAGAUUCAAGGUGGAUAUGGAAGAUUUCAAGGGACUUGGAUUCCAUUAGAUGACGCCCAACGACUUGCAGCAAGUUAUGGAGUUACUCCUGCCCUUGCACCCGUGCUUUACAUUGAUGUGCUGGAUCCGAACUUGGUGAUACCCAAAAGGACCAAGCAAGUCAAUAAGGAUGGGACACCAAUCAAGAGGAAAUAUACCAAAAAGCUAAAGAAAGCAGAAGGCACACCAUCGAAGAAACCUAAGAUUGACGAUCCUGAAACUACGCCUAUGUAUUCGGCCACAAAUCAGGAUUCUUUCAACUCUUUGGCUAGUGGGCAUUCACAGAUUUCGCAACUGUCAAUAGGGCAAACUCCACAACAAGGGGUACCAUUCCAAUUGCAACGGCAACACCAGCAACACCAGCAACAAUUACCACCACAACAGCAACAACUUCAUCAACAGCCUAUGCCACAUAACUUUACGCAAGCUGAUUUUCUUGCACUUGGAAACGCCAAUGUACCUACGUUUACGGCGCACAACCAAGCAAUUCAGUCCGAAUUUCAGAAUUAUCAAGCACAAUAUCAACGAUUUCAGCAGCAACAGCAGCAGCAACAGCAGCAGCAGCAGCCACAACAUCAACAGCAUCCUCAUCCGCAUCAACAGCUCCUGCUCCAACAACAACUCCCCCCACAACAACUGCAGCAACAGCUUAUUGGACACCCACAGCAAGGGCAGAAGUUUUUCAAUCCUGGAUCAGUGCCCUUUACCUCAUUUCCGGCUGGAAUUCCUCAAAAUCAAAUCAUAGGGCAUUUCCAGCAUACAGCCCAACCACUGUCACAAUCGACAAAUGAAACGAAUUGGUCACAUGAUGAAAAUAAUAAGGAGUCUGAUACUUCGGUUUCAUCCAAUGAUGAUACGAACAAUACAAUCACCAAGAGCAAAAUAAUAUCAGCCAAUGAUUCCAGUAUGAUCACUACAGCCGCAGAUAAUGUGAAUAGUCCAAAAGUUGAAGGUGAAGAUGAUGAAAAUUCGUACUCUGCUCAACUUUUACGUUUCUUCAGUGAAGAUAAUAGUCAGAUUCCUUAUUUCAUUCACAAUCCACCAUAUGAUUUUAAUAUUAAUGAAGCCAUUGAUGACGAAGGUCACACACCAUUACAUUGGUCUGCCUCCAUUGGUAACUAUGCCAUGAUCCAUAUACUUAUAGCCAAAGGAGCCAAUCCAUUAGUGGUAAACAAUUUUGGUUUAAAUCCAUUAUCAAAAUUAGUUCUGUUCAACAAUUGUUACGAAUUAAAGAACUUCCCCAAGGUCUUAGAUGAUCUUGAGUUAUGUUUAAUUAACACUGAUAUCAAUGGUAGAACUCCAUUACAUUAUUUAUGUCAAUUCGUUAAAGUGAAGUCAAAAUAUGAAAGUUUAAGAUAUUAUUUGGAUAUUGUUUUAGGCAAAUUGACUUCAUUAUCCAAUCGUGGGAGUCAUAAUACAAAACAAGUGAAUCUAUUAAAAAAUGUUAUCGAUCAUCAAGAUGUUAAUGGUGAUACUUGUUUACAUUUGGCUGCUAAAUCUACUUCAAGUAAGUUUGUCAAAUUAUUAUUGAGCUAUGGGGCUCGAGAUGAUUUGCUUAAUGUGAAUAAUGAAACAGCAAAUUCAAUCAUAAUGAACUACAGUCUAUUGAAUGGAGGAGGGGAAGGCUUUUCUGAAAGAUCUGUUGUUCCAACAGCUCAACAACAAUCAAGAAUAUUGGCCACGCCUGUACAACCAACCUAUACUAACCGAGUGGAAACACCAGACACUCAAAGAACUACGGUCCAAGACGACGACAUGGAUGACGAUGAUAUAAAUGAAUAUGGAUUGGAUGCAAGGGUUUCUAAAGAACAAUUGAAUCAAUUGAAUAUCAAUGAAGACAAUAAAGAGAACAUUUUCAUUGAUGAUUCCUUGAAAGCAUUUGACCCAGUGAGCACUCCAACUUCAAACAUGAAAAUUCAAAACUUACCACAACAACAACUAGCUGUUAUCAAGGAAACUACAGUUGAAAGCACACCAAUACGAAAUGAUGAAAAAAGACAAUUACAUUCUGGAUUGGAAACUUCAAUUAUUAAAUCACAUGAACCUAAACCACCUGCAUUGGAUGCAGAUGGAAAUAUAUUGCAUGAACAAGACAAUGAGAAGGAAGGCCAAGUAGACGAAUCUCCUACAUUGGAUUCAAUCAAGGGUAAACUUCCAAUGGGAGAUUUAUCAUCAAUGAUAAAUGGAAUGAUAAAUUCGUUAUCCAGUUCAUACAAGGGAGAAGAUUUAAAUUUGGAGAGCCAAAUUAAUAAUGUUAACAAAGAAUUAAGAAUGAAGAAUGAAACACUGAAUGAAGCCAUAUCUAAGAUGAGCUCCAUGCUUGUGAAGUAUGGAUUUCAAGAGAUUAAAGAUUUACAGGAGGGACAGAAAACUGUAGUGGAAGAGAUUGCUCAAUUUGAAGAAGUUGUCGACGACAAGGAAGCUGCAUUGCAUAGAAGUUUAGAGAAAAACCAAGCUUUCCAAUUAGCUAGUUUGGUUCAAGAUAAGGAAAAUGAUGUAAAAGUUGACGAGGAAAGCGAAGAUUCCCCAAAUAAAUGGGAAGUUGCUAUUAACCUCACCAAAAUGCAAUUAGAGAGAAAUAAAUUGCUUGGAGAAAUUACUAAAGGAAUGAGAUUUUAUGGAAUUGAUUCUAAAAUGUACAAAUACCGGAAACUUAUUAGUUUAAGUUGUGGUCUUAAAAUGGAGGAAAUUGAUGGACUAAUCGACGGGAUUGAAGAAUCCCUUAUGGAAAACUCAUAGUGUAUACUACUUUUUAUUUAGUUUAGCAAAUUCUAUUUAUUUAAGAACGA
[Candida] anglica is the source of this 3052-nucleotide messenger RNA. NCBI's taxonomy places the organism in Eukaryota, Fungi, Ascomycota, Pichiomycetes, Serinales, Debaryomycetaceae. The record is from the annotation of a GenBank genome assembly.